CCCAACCUUUCUAACCUUCAAAUUUCCAUCUCUAGCUGCCUACUGACAUCUCAGACACCUAAACCCCAGUGGGUUGAAAGCUGAAUUAGCCAUCUUUUCUCCCUAGCCCCCCAAGACUGGCACCCCCCAGUUAGCACCUUGUACACCUAGUAUACACUCUUGCACACUGUUAAGUGCAGUUACCAGCACACGGCAAUCCCAAUAAAUGUUUGUGGAGUAAAUCAGCCGGGCCUGCUAUAUAUAAGCAUGGCCCAAACCUGCCUGCUUUUCACUGCUGCCGGAUAAGAAUGGUUUUUUACCUUUUCAAAUACAAAGAAAAACCAACAUCCAUCCACACGGGACUAUCAUUUGCCAAGCCCAGAGAGGCUAACGUGGACGGGGUGGGGGAUGGGGGAGAAUAUGGUUUGAUGCAGAGCCACCAGGAGUUGUAUUCAAAAGGCACCAAGCGGUGGAGACUUCUGGAUGAAGGCCUGCGGGUUCUUCAGUGAUUAUUAAGCACCUACUGUGUGCCAGAAACCGCUGAGGAACUCGGCCUGACCGAAAGGGAGGUGCGCGCGCAUACAGCUUACGCCAUGGGGACACUAAGGAGCCAAAAGACAGUCCCGACCUCCGGGAGCGGACACAAAUGGGAGAUUAACGUGCAAACACACCUAAGCAAACCCCGGAUGCGCGACCUGAGGGGCAGGAAGGAAGCGGGGAGGGGGGAGAAGGGAAUGGCAGACCGCUGCGAGCAGUCCACGGGAGAAAAGACCAGAACCUCGGAGCGGAGCGGUGGGGGGGAAGGGAGGAGUAGGAGGGGCUGGGAGUGGGCGUGGCUCGGAGCUCUUUGUGUUCCCUCUAGAAAACUUCAGGGAGUCCCUGCGGCUUUUUUUUUUUUUUUUGGGGGGGGGGGGUUCCUGCGGAGGGUGACUAAUUGAGCCUGUUUUUUAGUAAAUAUACUAACAUUUAAAUGCCUCAGGAAAAUGAGGGAGAGCCAGUUUUCCCCCGGCGGGGAAUCACGGAGGUCUUCUAGGAGGAGGGAACCUUGAGCAGUCUUGAAAGAGGGAUUUUAAACAGAGGAAAUGAGGGCGGCAGGGUGGGCAUGGGGGCCUGCUGAGACAAAGACAAGCCUGGAAGCGGGAGACCAGAAGCCGGAGCGGAUCCGAACACUGAGAACGCCAACGAGAUGAGAGGACCGAGCUCACAGGUGAAUCGAGUCCAAGCACGUUCCCAUUUUUUCCCGGAAGCACGUGGCCUACCUAGGCUCCCUUCCGCCACGUGCUCGCUCGCUUUACGGCCUGUCGUUUGAGGCGGCGGUGGCGGCACCGGUUACUAUGGAGACGCGGCUGAGUUGUAAACAGUAACCAAGGAACCGGAGGAGGAGAAGGAAAGUCAAACAGGGAAGGAACCCGGUGACAAGGAGGGGCAAUGGACAGAAAGGACCGCGAGAGCUACUCCGAUGACCCGGGCUUCCCCCGAAAAGGCAGCAUGGAGCGCAUCCCGGAGGCGCCCAAUGAACCGGAGGCGCCCAGUGAACGGGAGACGGCCAGUGAACGGGAGACGGCCAGUGAACGGGAGACGGCCAGUGAGCGAGAGACGGCCAGUGAACGGGAGACGGCCAGUGAACCGGAGGUGGCCAGUGAACCGGAGGCGGCCAGUGAACUAGAGGCGGCCAGUGAACCGGAGGCGGCCAGUGAACUAGAGGCGGCCAGUGAACCGGAGGCGGCCAGUGAACCCGAGGCGCCCAAAGAGCCGGAGGCGCCCAAAGAGCCGGAGGCACCCAAAGAGCCGGAGAAGUCCAAAGAGCUGAAGGAGCCCAAAGAACCGCAGCCGUCCAAAGUGCAGAAGAGCCGCCGGAAGGAACCCCCCCACGAGUCCAUGAAGAAGAUAGCGGCCCGGGCCAUUCAGGCCCUGCAAGCUCAGAUGCCCUUGGAAGAGGAGGAGCUCAAGUACUUGCAGACCCUGACUGCUCUCUCCCUCGACGACUCCCCCACCAGCUCCCCCUUCAGUUCCCUGUCAGUUUCAGGUGGAAAGUCUGAAGGAACAAAGAAAAUUGAAGGAGCAAAAAAACUUUUUGGAGAAUUGAGUAGACCGACUUCUGUAUGGUCUCCUCGGUCUCCUCGGUCUUCUCGGUCUCCUUGGUCUCCUCGAUCUCCUCGAUCUCCUCGAUCUCCUCGGUCUCCUCGGUCUCCUCGGUCUCCUCGUAGUACUAAAGUCUCCUUCCUUGAAAAAAAACCCUCAAUCCGCGUUUAUGAGAAUGGGGCUAUUCCUUAUGAUGAGAAUGAGGAAGAGGAGGAAGAAUACGAGCAACUUGAAGAAGAGGAGCCUUCUUCCUCCAAAGAUAUAUUAUUACGAGAGUCAUUGGUGUACCACUCCAGGGAAGAUGGUCUUUUUAGAGAAAAGACUGAGAAGGACAAAAUGUAUCCCCUGAGUCUGGCCUGGUGCUACGGAUGGAACAGCUCCCUCCCCAUCUACAACAUGCGCGACGGGAACGAGAGGGUCUUGCUCUACGCCUGCUCUCACACGGCCGUGCUCUACGACGCCUUUAAGAACUGCCAGCACCAUCUGCAGGGCCACAGUAACGUGAUCACUUGUAUGUGUGUGAGUGAAAACAGAAGGUGGAUUGCAACAGCUGACAAAGGCCCCCACUGCCUGGUGAUUGUAUGGGAUGGCUUCUCGGGCAUUCCCGUGCACACGAUAUUCGACAGCUGUCCAGAAGGAAACGGCAUCAAAGCCAUGGCCAUGACCAAAGAUGCCAAGUUUUUAGUGACGAUCGAUGACGCGCCACUUCAGAGACUUUGCAUCUGGAGGUGGACAGUGGACACCGAGACACCAGCGUGCUCUGUCACCCUGAAGCCGGAUAGCGGUGUGCAGGAAUACAUUAUUUUUAAUCCUGGUAAUCAUAGAGAAUUGGUGAGCAACAGCAAAACCCGUCUACUGUACUUUGAAUGGGAUGAUGAAAAUGAAGUUAUUGAAGUUAGCCUGCCAACUUUAAGUGAAAAAACAUUCAACAAGACUGUGGGUAGAUUUAGCCAGUCCGUCUUUCAUUUUGCGGCCAGACAGAUUUUGACCGCCACGCUGGAAGGGAAGCUGGUGAUCUGGGACCUUCACCCCCCGCCUCGAUCUUAUACUUCCUUAGAGGUGCUUCAUAUCAAGGCCUGUAAACUGCUGCAUCUGCAGAAGGAUGGUCUUACCGUCUUAACUAUUGUGGACAGGUACUUCGUAACCGGUGAUGCCAAAGGUCACAUCAAGUUCUAUGAUAGCAAACUGUCCCUGGUUAACUGGUACAGCCAGUUCAAGCUGAGCCCCAUCAUAAUGCUGUCCUUUUCUAAGGACCCCCUCAUUGUUUCGGGCACCAAAUCGUCCUUCUUCUCAGACUGCACCCUUCCUGGCGACCCUUUCAUAGUGAGAAAUUUUAUCAUUGGCACAUCGAAUGCCAGAGUGUACCAUUUCACGGCAGAUGGGAACAAACUGGAGAAAAUCUUGAUCGAGCCCAGGGAAGCCAUUCACGCCAUUGCUUGCCAUCCUUACAAGCCCCUCAUUGCUAUUGGGAGUAUGUGUGGGCUGCUCAAAAUAUGGAAUUACCGAAAGAAGAUGUACGUGAUGAGCAGGAUCUUCGAGGAAGGAAUGGGCAUCCAGUGCCUGACCUUCAACCCUGAAGGGUACCUUCUGGGGGGCGGCUUCAGUGACGGGGCGGUUUACAUCAUGGACGCCGUGUCCCUGAAAAACGAGACUCCCGAGCCGUUCCGAUAUUCCAGAGACACCGUGACCCUCAUCAGCUUCUCCCACGACUCCCAGUACCUGGCAACUGCCGAUGUAAACUUCACUGUGGCCGUGUACAUGAUAGUGAUGAAGGAUGGAGAAAAGGUAUGGGAAUAUUUAGCAAGACUUCAUUCUCACCACAAGAAAAUCCGGAGUUUGCUCUUUGGGAUUCAGGUGGACAGCUAUGAGCCCAGACUUCUCAGCCUUAGCAAGGACAGAUUUCUGAUAGAGUACGACCUCCUCAACAGUGGCAGGGACCACCUGGAGGUCCUGGACAUCCACCGCACGGAGCAGGAGGCCAUCCCCAAGUGCAUGGUGUGGUACCCCCCCAUCACCAGAGAGUCCUUCUUGCUCGUCUGCAACAGCGCGUACAAAGUGAAGCUGUUCAACUCCAUCACCAAGAUGUGCAGAAAGACUCUGAUCGGGCCGACUUAUGGGUCACCCAUCAAGCAAGUCCUGGUCCUCCCAGAGGCCGCCUCCAAAGGCUCGCCGAGGCGAUACUUGGCGUUUGUGAACAAAGACAAGGUUGGACUUCAGAUCUUACCAGUUGACGGCAAUCCCCACAAGACAGCCGCCAUCAUUUGCCACCCCAGUGGAGUGUCCGGCAUGGCUGUUUCUUAUGAUGGUACCCACGUCUUCACCGCAGGAGGGGAAGACCACAGCGUGUUACAGUGGGAGAUUAAUUUAAGGGCUCUGGAGGCAGCUGUUCACCUGGGGGGUGAAGAUCUGACCCCAUUCUAUGGUCUGCUGGAUGGGGGCCGAGAAGGAGAAUUCUAUAAGGAACUGGAGGACUAUUUUUAUUAUUCUCAGCUCCGUAGUCAGGGUAUUGAUACAAUGGAGACCAGAAAGGUGUCUACACGUAUUCCCCUGAGUGAGCUGCCUUUUGUAAUGAGAGCAAUUGGCUUCUAUCCAUCUGAAGAGCAGAUUGAUGAUAUGUUAAACGAAAUUAAAUUCGGUGAGUAUGUGGAUACAGGAAAGCUCGCUGAUUCAAUCGACUUGCCAGAGUUUGUGAAGCUUUACAUCAAUCACAGGCCACCUUUUGGUCAAACCAUGAGUGACAUACAAAAGGCUUUCAAAAUUCUUGGCUCUCCUAAUGAGGAUGGGGAAAUGGCUAUUGAGAGAGAACAUUUCCUAGAACUGCUUCUAACCAAAGGGGAGCACAUGACUGAGGAAGAGCUGUCGGACUGCUUCACGGUGCUGUUUGGACUGAACCCAGAGGGCUGGAAAUCCGAACCCGCCACCCUGGACUACAAAGGAUCUAACAUUCGUCUGGAGGAAGAGCUCCCGGAAGAAAUCACUGCCGAGAUAUUCACUUCUGAUAUUCUUGGCUUGCCCAUUCCCAAAGACACCUGAAAAGGCUCCCAAAGUGGGAGGGACGGCAGAAAAGAGAACACUUGGUCUGCUUUCCCUGUAGAUUCUCCCUCCACUUAACUCACUCCCCUCCUCUUCCCCUCCACCCCUCACCCUGCUGACCCUUUAAGAAUUUUUAGGAUUACAAGGAAAUUUCUGUAAAGCACGACAUCCAAGAUGUUGGAAAGACCAGAAUCCUGCGAGUUGACAGAGCCAAUGAGCUGGAGAAUUGGGUUAAAUGUGAGACAUGAAAAUUAAAAAGAUAAGCUGUAAA
Molecule: messenger RNA, 5365 nt
Organism: Antechinus flavipes (yellow-footed antechinus)
Lineage: Eukaryota; Metazoa; Chordata; Mammalia; Dasyuromorphia; Dasyuridae
Gene: CFAP251
Product: cilia and flagella associated protein 251
Exons: 22
Coding region: 1408-5094 (1228 amino acids)
Cellular component (GO): sperm flagellum
Molecular function (GO): protein binding
Source: RefSeq, a predicted model, not a curated record